This is a messenger RNA of Helicoverpa zea (corn earworm), 957 nucleotides long. RefSeq lists its product as uncharacterized. The transcript is spliced from 5 exons. NCBI's taxonomy places the organism in Eukaryota, Metazoa, Arthropoda, Insecta, Lepidoptera, Noctuidae. The record is from RefSeq and is a predicted model, not a curated record. Gene Ontology annotation, molecular function: sequence-specific DNA binding. Bases 267 to 845 code for a protein of 192 amino acids.
AUCUGCACAACUACAAAUGGCGGGAGAUUGAUCUCGUCCGUGUUGUUGAGAAAUGAGCCCUUGCAAGAAUAGAAUAGAAGCAUUUUAUUAGGUACUUUAUGCAUUGAUAUACAAAAAAGUUAAAAACCCAAAAUGUACACUCAACGUCUCAAAAACGGGUCAGUGGGUCGUCUUAGGGACGUCCUCACAAAAUAAGCGCAACAUUCAAAUUGUGCGCCCAUUUCAAAUAGUCUCGCCUCGUUCGCGUACGUAAGCAGUCGAUAAAAAUGCCGAAGUGUUCUCUUAAAAAUUGUAAAAAUAUCACGUCGAGAAGAUUGAAAAAGGAUGGGAUAUCGUAUUUUCGUUUUCCUCGUGAUCCAAUACGAUGUGGUGAAUGGACAUCAAUCGUCAGUCAACAAAGGCGAGAAGAUUUUUUUAAGCCCAAUAAUUCAAGCGUCGUUUGUUCCGAGCAUUUUUUAGAGGAAGAUAUGUAUGUCUCUUCAAAGGGCAUAAAACGUAUUCGUAAAACAGCUGUUCCUCAUGUAGCGGAUAUAACUCCACAGGACCUCAAGGAUAUUGAAAAUCUGGAUGACGGCCGUGAUACUGGAAAGAAAUGCAAAUCUCCUACCACUUCUUUAAGCUCGGGGUCAGUUUUGGAUACACCUCGAAAACUUCGUAUGAAAUGCAAACUUCCCAGUUGCAGCAAAAGGUUUACUAUCAAGGACAAGCUUAUUAACAACUUAAGGAAAAGGAAUUCGAGACUUGUUAAAAAGAUUAUUUCACUAAAGAAUGCGUUAAAAGUUUUAAAGAAACGAUUAGAUAGGUAUAAUUAUACUUAUGCUAUAGUUACUAAUUAUACUUAUUAAGUUCAUAACAGGAUUUUUUAUAUUUGCUGUGUACACGUGCUGUAUUUAUGUUUUAAAAUGUUUAAUUGUCUUUAGCCUACAAAAUAAAUACCAUUAGUCAUUACUUUAAAUA